AUGGCUGCAUCUACACCAGUAGAAAAGCAGGUACCCAUUGCUCAAGCUUCAGACUCAGGGUCGUCACAUGCCUCCAAGUCGGCAUCACCACCACAUCACGGUUCAAUCGAGGACCAUCCGUUUAGUAAUCCAGCCACAGCUCAAUAUUGGCGCCAAAUAUACGAAAAUGCAGAGUACGAAGGACGUCAUCGGUUCGACCCAACGUAUACAUGGGAAGCCGAAGAAGAGAAACGUCUCGUCAAAAGGCUCGACUGGCGAAUAGCACUCUGGGCAUGGGUUAUGUUCAUCUCGCUGGAGUUGAACCGCAGAAAUAUCAAUCGAGCGAUCUCAGAUAACUUACUCAAAGAUUUGGGCAUGAAUACCAAUGACUAUAACUACGGUCAAACUAUCUUCCUCGCAUCUUUCCUAUUUGCAGAGCUUCCCAGUGGUCUUAUCAGCAAGAAGUUUGGUGCUGAUCGAUGGAUCCCAACAAUCAUUUGCUUAUGGUCCAUCGUCAGCGCCGCACAGUGCGCCAUGAAAACUAAAACCCACUACUUCGCCAUCCGGUGCAUCCUCGGUCUGCUAAUGGGCGGCUUCAUCCCAGACAUUGUUCUCUGGUUGACCUACUUUUACAAAUCGAACGAACUUCCAUAUCGGCUAGCAUGGUUUUGGACUGCGCUGAGUACUUGCAACAUCCUCGGAUCACUACUUGCAGCCGGUAUACUGCAGAUGCGAGGAAUUAAUGGUUGGGGUGGUUGGCAAUACCUAUUCUUGAUCGAAGGCGUCAUGACACUAUUUAUAGGCGUUUUCGCCUUCGGCCUUAUGCCUCCCGGUGCCUGCCAAACUAAACACUGGUUUCGCGGCAAGAACGGCUGGUUCACUGAACACGAAGAGCGCAUCCUCGUGAACCGCGUCCUCCGCGACGACCCCUCAAAAGGCGACAUGAACAACCGCCAAGCAGUCGGCAUCUCACUCCUCUGGAAAGCAGCCUGCGACUGGGAGCAAUGGCCCCUCUACCUCAUCGGUCUAACAACCUACAUUCCAGCAAACCCACCCCAGAACUACCUCUCCUACAUCCUUCGCCAACUCGGCUUCUCGGUCUUCGAAGCCAACUUACUCGCCAUACCCAGCCAAUUCCUCUACGCGAUUCAACUGCUGGUUAUUACCUGGCUAUCCGAGAAGUUUAAAGAGCGAUCUAUGAUAGCCAGUUUAUCAAACAUAUGGAUCUUCCCCUGGCUCCUCGCCCUCGUUGUCCUGCCGGCAAGUGCGAACCCCUGGAUCCGAUAUGCGAUCCUUACCGGUCUGCUUUCCUACCCUUACUGCCAUGCUAUCCUCGUAAGCUGGAACGCGAAGAACUCAAACUCUGUUCGUACGCGUGCUGUCUCGGCCGCGUUUUACAACAUGUUCGUGCAGUCGGGCAAUAUUGUUGCUUCCAACAUCUAUCGCGAUGACGAUCAACCGCUAUAUCGGAGGGGAAAUAAGAUACUGCUUGGUAUCUGUGUGUACAAUAUUUUCCUGUUUUACGCUGUCAAGGCGUUUUAUAUUUGGAGGAACAAAGUGAGAGAAGGACAGUGGAAUGCUAUGACGAAGGAGGAGCAAGAGGACUAUGUUAUCAGCACCAAGGACGAGGGGAUGAAGAGGUUAGAUUUCAGGUUUGCGCAUUGA
Alternaria atra is the source of this 1644-nucleotide messenger RNA. RefSeq lists its product as uncharacterized. The coding region runs from base 1 to 1644 and encodes 547 amino acids. Gene Ontology annotation, biological process: transmembrane transport. The transcript has 6 exons. Lineage: Eukaryota; Fungi; Ascomycota; Dothideomycetes; Pleosporales; Pleosporaceae. Gene Ontology annotation, cellular component: membrane. Gene Ontology annotation, molecular function: transmembrane transporter activity. The record is from RefSeq and is a predicted model, not a curated record.